AUGACGAACGUCCUCGUUGUCCUUUUUGCUCUUACAGUGGUAACUUAUGCUGCCCUGGGCACUCCUACCCCAGAUCCGUUUCAAUGUAAGGAACACAACGACUGCAGUGCUACACAGUGCUGUUCCAAAAUACCACGAUAUUUUGUGGUGAGCAAGAAAAGACAGUUGUCUCCCCCUAUCAGCAUGUAUGUCAGUGCCUCCUGUCAGCCAUACCUUCAAGUGAAUGAAUCCUGUUACAACGUUAUGAAAGCGAACGGUGACUGCGGCUGCGCACCGGAACUUAUUUGUAAAUACUUCCCCGAAUUAGACACAUUCAACCAUAUCUUUCAAAUGCCAUUACCUGAACUACUAUCAACCGUAGCCCCAAGCAAGCGGCUGGCAAUCCCUGCUAGUCCAGAGGCAUACAAGUGUGUAUCCAAAUCACAUCAAUAA
Molecule: messenger RNA, 432 nt
Organism: Ylistrum balloti
Lineage: Eukaryota; Metazoa; Mollusca; Bivalvia; Pectinida; Pectinidae
Exons: 3
Coding region: 1-432 (143 amino acids)
Source: RefSeq, a predicted model, not a curated record